Ictidomys tridecemlineatus (thirteen-lined ground squirrel) is the source of this 2975-nucleotide messenger RNA. RefSeq names its product paraneoplastic antigen Ma6E. The record is from RefSeq and is a predicted model, not a curated record. NCBI's taxonomy places the organism in Eukaryota, Metazoa, Chordata, Mammalia, Rodentia, Sciuridae.
GUGGAGGGCCAAUGGAUGUGCCUGUUGAUCCUGGAGGCUCCAGGCCUUGCCACGUCAAGCUCUUACCACUGCAGAUCCUGUCACCACUGGCAAUACUGACAUCUCAGUCUGUCCAGCCAUUUGCCCUACACAGGGGCACUGAGAUCUUUCUCUCUCAUCUACCUGGAGCUUCUGGGAGAAGUGAGAAUCUCACUAGGGUCUGGGAGACCACCUCAUCCCUCUCCUCCUGCCAGCGGACUGCGCAGCCCCAGGAGGUCGACUGAGGUGUUCUUGGACCUCCUGCUGCAGGACUUUGAGGCGACCGCCAGAAACAGCUCUGCAACCUGAAGGCGGCAUUUCCCUGGGGGCAUCCACAACAUCAGCAGAAUUGAAGCUGCAGCAGAGACUGCCACCCUCAGCUCACACCCUGUCGGAUCAUGCUCCCUCCCACCAGGUCCCCUGCUAUGGCGCUGGCGAUGCUGCAGGACUGGUGUCAGUGGAUGGGCGUGAAUGCACAAUGCUCACUACUCAUCCUGGGCAUCCCUGAUGACUGCGAGGAAGAUGAAUUCCAGGAGGCCGUGCAGGCUGCCCUCUGGCCCCUGGGCAGGUACCGAGUGCUGGGCAAGGUCUUGAGGAAGGAGCUUGGGUCCAGGGUAGCCUUGAUUGAAUUCCGUGACACUUUAAACAGAAGUUUGAUCCCCCGACAAAUGCCAGGCAAGGGAGGACCCUGGACUGUGGUCUUCCUGCCCCCAGAUUCUGAUGCUGAAUUACAAGAGAGACCCAAUUUCACUGCACAGUCUCAGGGGCAAGAAGUGGCAGCAGCUGCAGGUGAGGUAGGAGCUUCAGGUGGCAGAGUUGCUGCAAGUGAGGGAGGAGCUGUAGUUGAGGCAGAAGUACGUGAAAUAGGAGUUGCAGAUGAGGCAAGAGCCUCAGAUGAGGAGGGAGCUGCCGGUGACAUGGGAGUUGCAGGUGUUCUAGGAGCUUUGGGUCUGGUAGGAGCUGCAGGUGAGGCAGGAGCUGCAGGUGACGGAGGAGUUGCAGGUGAGGCAGGAGCUGCAGGUGAGGCAGCAGCUGCACGUGGGGCAGCAGCUGAGGCAGAAGCAGCAGGUGAAGUAAGAGCUGCGCAUGAGGCAAGAGUGUCAGAUGAAGAGGGAGCUGCAGGGGACAUGGGAGUUGCAGGAAUUAUAGGAGCUGUGGGUGUGGCAGGAGCUGUAGGUGAGGGAGGAGCUGCAGGUGAUGGAGGAGCUGCAGGUGAGGCAGGAGCUGCAGGUGAGGGAGGAGCCGCAGGUGAGAGAAGAGCUGCAAGUGAAGCAGAGGAAGCAGGUGAAAUAGGAGCUGCAGAUGAAGCAAGAGAGUCAGAUGAGGAGGGAGCUGCAGGUGAUAUGGGAGUUGCAGGUGUGAUAGGAGCUGUAGGUAUAGCAGGAGCUGCAGGUGAGGCAGGAGCUGCAGGCGAGGCAGGAGCUGCAGGUGAGGAACGAGUCUUGGAUAUGGCAGGAGGGACAGAUGACGCGGGAGCCCGGACCCAGCAGUGGAGCCAGGCCCUGCAGCCUGUCCUGGAGAACAUGGCCUAUGAGGAGCUGAGAAGCUUUUCUGGGAUUGAAGAGCCAGCCUGUGGGGAAGACUCCUUCGAGAGCUGGCUGGAUCAUGCCAACGACAUGCUGUACCUGUGGCGCCACAUAUCCGAGAGGGAGAGGAGGAGGAGGCUGGUGGAGAGCUUGGGUGGGCCCGCCCUGGAUCUCAUGUGUGGGCUCCUGGAAGAACACCCAGACACUCCUGCACAGGACUGCCUGGCCGCGCUGGUGCAGGUGUUUGGGAACAAGGACACCCGGAUGACCGCACGCCUGAAGUUCCUGACUUGCUCUCAGCGGCCUCAGGAGACUCUCUUUGCCUAUGUGAUGCGCCUGGAAGGCCUGCUGCAGGUAGCCUUGGAGAAGGGGGCCAUCCAUCCGGCUAUUGCUGACCAGCUGCGAGCCCGGCAGGUGCUGAUGAGGGCCCGACCAAACCAGAUGCUCCAGAACAACCUGAGGAGGAUGCGUCUGGAGAGGAGGCCACCCGGCUUCCUGGGGCUUCUCCGGCUCAUUAGGGAGACUGAGGCAUGGGAGGCUGCCCUACCUAGGAAUGAGCAGGUGGAAGGUGAAGAGGGAGCUGAAGUACAAAGUGAAGACCCAGCUGCCUCCCAGGAUGAGCAGGCCCAUGGAGAGGCUGCUGAGUCUGGCCCUGCCACCCAUGACCCCUCCCACCCCUACCCAGGUAAUGAAGAUGCCAGUGCAGUUGCUCCUGAGCCUGAGCACCCUGCAGAAGACAAUUCGGAUUCUGAUGAUGCCAUAGCAUCCCCUGCCAUUCAGAGAAGAGAAAAUGCUCAGGUCCCUGCAUUCCUAGACCAGGCAGAACCCAAUGAGGCACCGGGGGCCCCCACCCCAGGCCGGAUGGGCAGGGUUUCUGAUGCCAGUCCAGGAGGGCCUGGCUGGAUGCCAGAGAGUCUGGCCCAGGAGGAAGAGCGGGAGGCCUAGGAGCCCUUGCUGGAGGCAUCAGGAAACAAGGAUGGGGCUGGACAGAUUGGCAACCCUGAGUUUUCCCAGGCAAAUAGGUUCAGAAGACCUCUCCUUUCAGGCAACAGAGCCUUGGAGGGAGGGCCAGGGCAGGCCAGGGCCUACUGUCACCCCACAUCAGGAGCAGGGCCCAGGGAAGGGCUCACCCUGCCCAAACCAAGCCCCUGGAUCCCCCCAGCUUCCCAAAGGGGCCAUGGCCACCACCGCCACCAGACUUUUCCAGUGACCCCAAAGACCAUAUUUUCCACCAGAUGGAGCGAGGAGAGGUGCCCCUCCUCAUGGAAGCCCCAAACCCAAACCCUGCCAGUCUAGGGCUGCAGGCCUGAAAGUGGGGAGAGGGGCUGAGGUCACCUGCCACCUGCACCGGACUGGGAGACGUCGGGGAAGAGAGUCCAUCUCAAGGGUGCCAGCUGCCUGGCUCUCCCAACAGGCAAAACCCCAACCCGA